Molecule: messenger RNA, 2136 nt
Organism: Cyprinodon tularosa
Lineage: Eukaryota; Metazoa; Chordata; Actinopteri; Cyprinodontiformes; Cyprinodontidae
Gene: dixdc1a
Product: DIX domain containing 1a
Exons: 16
Coding region: 431-1807 (458 amino acids)
Biological process (GO): canonical Wnt signaling pathway
Cellular component (GO): cytosol
Source: RefSeq, a predicted model, not a curated record
ACGUCUGGCAGAAAGAACUGAUUAUAAGGCCAACAGAAGGGAAACAGAAGAGGGAGGGAGAGAGGAAAACCAUGAGAGCGUAGAUGCAAAAAAGGCAGGAAAAAAAACAACAAAAAAACACCACAGUGUAAAAGAUGCACAAGGAACAAUAACGCACUGUGUUGGUGAAAGGGAGCUGGUGAGAGCAAUGAGAAAUCAGGCAGACUUUAGUCAUCGCUGCUGCUGAGAAGCAGUCCCCUCUCUCCGCUCCAUCUCUCUCCGUGCCAGCUUGAACCGAGCCUCGUGUGCGACGCGGAGACUCCUGCAGUGCCUGCUCCCUUCCCUGCAGCCGCCGGCUGUGUUUGGGCUAUGGUCCUGCCUGAGAACCGGGGCAUCACCCAGAUGAACAACUCCGACUGUGUGGGAGGGUAAAGGCAACAAAAACAGCAGCAUGGGAGCAAAGCAGAUGAAAUGCCUUAGCUCUGCCAGCCCUGCCCACUCUCCCAAAGAGGAAUAUGUUAUCGCCCAGUCCGCUGAGGCCCCUACGGAAGUAGUCCCACAUCAGCCUGAUAACCAGGGGGAAAAUCAGGAAGACAAAUCUGAGCCGUUAGAGAGGAAAUCUGUCCCAGAGAAUGUGUCACUCUGUGGAUUGUGUCCCAUGCUUGGGCAUAAUGGGCAGGAGGAAGAAAAGUCCUGGGAGGAGCAGCUGGAUGCCCACCAGGAGCAGCUGGAAAAGGAGAUGCAAGAAGCCAGGAGGAUGGUGUUUCGGCUACAGGGUCUUCUGUUGCAAGGCUCCCUACCUGAGGAGGACCAGGACGGAUCGGGGAGCUUUGGAGACAACAGAGCAACCACGGAGCAGCAGCUGGUUCUAAUCCGCAGUCGUCUGGACCAAAGCAUGGAAGAAGCCCUUGAUCUGAAGAGGGAGCUCCUGAGGCACAAACAGGAGACAAGACAUAUUCAGGCCAUCAAGGAUGCCCUGCAGCAGCGCCUGUCAGUGCAGGAGGAUGCUGUGCUGCAGCUUAAGCAGGAACUACUGAGGUGCAACAUGACCAAAGAUCAGUUAGAAGGAGAAAAUGAAGAGCUCAAACGCAAGCUGAGUGAAAGGAACAAAUUACUCACUGAAUAUGAGCAGCAGCAGCUGGGGAAGAAGGACAGAUUGCUGCAGCAUCAGAAGCUUGAUGAAGCUCAGCAUAAAGCACAUGAAGUCGGCCACGGACGGUCAUUUAGGGGGGAAAAUGGUGGCUUUAGUAACUCAGUGGCAUUGACUUCUCCUUCAACGUUUCAGCACAAUGCAUCCGGCGAAGAGCUCCAGCUCGUCAGGGAAGCCCUGCGCAGUCUGAGGGACAGUUUCUCAGGCCAUGACCCUCAGCAUCACACCCUGGACACUUUAGAGCAGGGUAUUGCCAGCCUCAUGGACCGACUCCACUCCUUGGACACUCAGCGAAGACAAGAAAGACGGGAGGAAUUUAAAUCACCAGGACGCAGAGCCAACUCAACAGACCGUGACUCCUGGCCACCAAGCUCAAAAAUGGCGCACUCACACAGUAGCCCGGGUCUUGACGCUGUCGUCUCUACUAAAGUUCUCUACUUUACUGAUCGCUCGCUUACUCCUUUUUUGAUUAACAUCCCUAAAAGGCUGGGUGAAGUGACACUGCGGGACUUUAAAGCUGCUGUAGACAGACAAGGCAAUUUCAGAUAUCACUUUAAAGCCCUUGACCCUGAGUUUGGCACAGUGAAAGAGGAGGUGUUCCAGGAUGGAGCAGUGGUCCCUGGCUGGGAGGGGAAGAUUGUGGCAUGGGUGGAGGAGGACCACGGAGAGAGGAGGUAGAGCUCAGAGCACCAGAGAUCGCCACCUCAAACCUCAUCAUCCCUACCGGAUCAGAACUUUUACUAAAAACAAUCUGUCAUGCCAUAUAAAAAAAAAAAAAAAAAGCUGUUAAACAAUAACUGGGACCAAGGGAGAGACCAUCGUUCAUCCGCAGCAAUGUUUUAAAAGUGAAUGUUUCAUACCCAAAAAAAUGUCUCAGCAUUUUUUGCUACUAUUUUAUUUAAUAGAAUUGAAUGUUGCUCAUAAUUUCCUGCUUAAAGAAUAACAUUCAGCUACAAUAUCAACGGCCAGUAAAACAGUGAUACUUGAAGCUUUUAACUUAAAAAAAA